Molecule: messenger RNA, 510 nt
Organism: Sabethes cyaneus
Lineage: Eukaryota; Metazoa; Arthropoda; Insecta; Diptera; Culicidae
Product: cuticle protein 19-like
Exons: 2
Coding region: 1-510 (169 amino acids)
Cellular component (GO): extracellular matrix
Source: RefSeq, a predicted model, not a curated record
AUGAUGAAGUCUUCGGUAGUGAUCUGCGCCCUGUUGGGUGCUGUUUUGGCAUCCUUCGCACCCAACGGUUUCAUCAGUGAGGUCGCACAUGUCCCAUACAAGUGGUACGGUGGCAUCGGCGCUGCUGGUUAUGGCCCUGCUGCUGGUUUGGUUAGAGGAAUUGGCCCCGUUUACGGUGGUCCCGCUUACGAUCGGUGGAUCGGAAGCGGAAUCGGUGGCAGAAUCGUUGGCGGAUACGGCCCGGAUUACUACUCGUACCCGAAGUACAAUUUCGAAUAUGGAGUAAAAGAUCAUCUCACCGGGGACAAUAAAGGUCAAUGGGAGGUACGCGAUGGAGAUGUCGUAAAGGGAGAAUACGCUCUCGAUGAAGCCGAUGGAACCAGGCGCAUAGUUCAAUAUUACGCUGAUGAUAGAAACGGUUUUAUGGCUAACGUGAAAAAUAUGGGACCCGUAGGAAAACUAGGCGUUCUUGGCGGUGGUGUUUUGGGCGGACUUGGAGUUGUUCAUUGA